Molecule: messenger RNA, 7182 nt
Organism: Sceloporus undulatus (fence lizard)
Lineage: Eukaryota; Metazoa; Chordata; Lepidosauria; Squamata; Phrynosomatidae
Gene: LLGL1
Product: LLGL scribble cell polarity complex component 1
Exons: 23
Coding region: 149-3409 (1086 amino acids)
Biological process (GO): regulation of establishment or maintenance of cell polarity; regulation of protein secretion; cortical actin cytoskeleton organization
Cellular component (GO): cortical actin cytoskeleton; plasma membrane; cytoplasm
Molecular function (GO): myosin II binding; GTPase activator activity
Source: RefSeq, a predicted model, not a curated record
CCCGCACUAGUCCCGCCUUUUUUCCCGGGUCUCUGGCUCUCGGCUGCCUGGCGCGCGCCUCCCGCUGCUUGCAAUUUGCAAGCGUUUUGCAUUCUUUUAUAUAUAUAUAUACAUUUUUAAUACAUAUACUUUUUGUUGCAAGCUUUGGAUGCGGAGGGCACCGCCGGCUGCGCCGCAUGGAGGCAGCGCCCUCCGGACUCCUUGGUCUUUGCCUCCUCCUUUGCCUCCUCUGCCUCCAUUGCCUCCUCCAGGCAAGAUGAUGAAGUUUCGGUUCCGCCGCCAGGGCCACGACCCCCAGAGGGAGAAGAUCAAGCAGGACCUCUUUGCUUUCAACAAGACCGUUGAGCAUGGCUUUCCCAACCAGCCCAGCUCCUUGGCCUUCGAUCCCAAGCUUCGGAUUAUGGCCAUCGGGACCAAAUCGGGAGCGGUGAAAAUAUAUGGAGCUCCUGGGGUGGAAUUGACAGGUCUGCACAAAGAGACUGCGACCGUCACACAGAUGCACUUCUUACCUGGACAGGGUCGGCUGCUUUCCCUUUUGGAUGACAACACCCUCCAUCUAUGGGAGAUCUACCAGAAAGAUGGCUACUCUCACUUGGAGGAGACCCGGAGCUUCGUCCUCCCCGGACGUCCAGGCUCUCCUCCCAGCAUCACGCGCGUGACGGUGAUCUCCCUGCAGUCGGCGUGUGACGCGGCCUACCUCGGCACGGAAGGGGGCGGCGUUUACGUCCUGGAGCUUCCCAGCUUGACGUUGUUGGAGGACAGGACCCUGUACCAAGAUGAAGUCAUGCAGCGGGUUCCUGAGGACUAUCGUUGCGGGAAGGCUUUAGGUCCGGUGGAAUCCCUCCAGGAACACCCCCAGGAUCCCGCCAAGAUCUUGAUCGGUUACAGCCGAGGUUUGAUGGUCCUGUGGGACAAAAGCACCCGAGACGUCAGCCAUCUUUACCUGGGCAACCAGCAACUGGAAAGCCUGGCUUGGGAACGGAGCGGCCGGACGAUUGUCAGCUCUCACAGCGAUGGAGGCUAUGCGGUCUGGUCGGCGGCGAAUGGCUCCACGAAGACUCAGCAACCGGCCACAUCUACCAUCCCUUAUGGUCCUUUCCCGUGCAAAGCGAUCAACAAGAUUGUGUGGCAAACAUGUGAAUCGGGGGGUCACUAUAUCAUCUUCAGCGGAGGGAUGCCCCGCGCCAGUUACGGGGACAGGCACUGCGUCACCAUCCUCCAAGGGCAGACCUUGGUGACCCUGGACUUCACGUCGCGGGUGAUCGACUUCUUUACGGUGUACAACACCGAGGUAGAGGCGGAAUUCGACAACCCAAUAGCCUUGGUGGUUCUGGUGGAGGAAGAGCUAGUGGCUAUCGACUUGCAGACCCCUGGCUGGCCCACGAUCCCUGCCCCGUACCUGGCCCCUCUCCACUCCUCCGCCAUCACUUGUUCGUACCACAUCUCCAACGUCCCCCUCAAGUUGUGGGAGAGGAUCAUCAGCUCAGGGGAGCUCCAGAGCCCUCGGCUCUCUUCGGCGAACUGGCCCAUCAAUGGAGGGAAGAACCUUGCGCAAGAACCCACACAGAGGGGCCUUCUCCUGACGGGCCACGAAGAUGGCACGGUCCGGUUCUGGGAUGCCUCCGGCGUGUCCCUGAAACCAUUGUACAAGCUGGGAACGGCCAACAUUUUCCAGACGGACUGCGACCACACCGACAGCCUGAACCAGUCCUGCGAGGAGGAAUGGCCGCCCUUUCGGAAGGUCGGCUGCUUUGACCCUUACAGCGACGACCCCCGGCUGGGCAUCCAGAAGAUCGCACUGUGCAAAUACACAGCCAAGAUGGUGGUGGCUGGAACGGCAGGGCAGGUGCUGGUGACGGAGCUGAGUGACGAGAAGUCAGAGCACGUGGUCAACGUGGCCGUGGUGGACCUCCUCCAGGACCGAGAAGGCUUCACCUGGAAGGGCCAUGACCGCCUCCCCCCGAAAAAUGGCUCCCUGGCCUUUGCCCCGGGUUUCCAGCCCAGCGUCUUGGUGCAGUGCAUGCCCCCGGCAGCCGUCACGGCCGUCACUCUGCAUUCAGAGUGGAACCUGGUGGCCUUUGGGACCAGCCACGGCUUCGGACUCUACGACUACUACAGGAGGAACCCUGUGCUGGCCAGGUGCACGCUGCAUCCGAAUGACUCCCUAGCCAUGGAGGGACCCCUCUCCCGCGUCAAGUCCCUGAAGAAGUCGUUGCGCCAGUCCUUCCGCCGGAUCCGCAAGAGCCGUGUGUCCGGAAAGAAAAGGGUCAACACCACCAGCCCUUCCAGCAAAGUGCAGGAAGCGAAUGCCCAGUUGGCCGAACAGCCUGGUCCUCACGAGGUCGAGAUGACCCCCGUCCAGCGGCGGAUUGAACCCCGCUCAGCCGACGACUCUCUGUCCGGAGUCGUGCGGUGCCUCUAUUUCGCUGAUACCUUCCUCCGAGAUGCUGCGCAUCAUGGACCCACCUUGUGGGCUGGCACCAACUCUGGUUCAGUCUUCGCCUACGCCUUGGAGGUCCCUUCCCAGGAGAAAUUUUCGGAGCGUGCCGUGGAAGCCGUCUUGGGCAAGGAGAUCCAGCUCAUGCACAGGGCCCCGGUCGUGUCGAUCGCCGUCCUCGAUGGCCGGGGCAACCCUCUGCCGGAGCCGUACGAAGUCUCAAGGGACUUGGCCAAAGCCCCUGACAUGCAAGGCAGCCAUUCGGUACUCAUUGCCUCAGAAGAACAGUUCAAGGUGUUCACGCUGCCCAAAGUUAGUGCCAAAACCAAGUUCAAGCUGACAGCGCACGAGGGCUGCCGCGUCCGGAAAGUGGGGCUGGUGAACUUUGCGAGUGCCGCAUGCGAGGACUACGCCGAGAACGGCCUGGCCUGCCUCACCAACUUGGGGGACAUCCACAUCUUCACGGUGCCGGGGCUGCGGCCGCAGGUGCAUUACGACUGCAUCCGGAAGGAGGACAUCAGCGGCAUCGCCUCCUGCGUCUUCACCAAACACGGGCAAGGUUUCUACCUGAUCUCUCCGUCUGAGUUUGAGCGCUUCUCCUUGAGCACCCGGAACAUCACAGAGCCCCUCUGCGUCUUGGACACAAGCCGUGUCCAUGACGCCACCUCUCUCGGGAACAGUUUCACAGCGACGCCAAAACUGAACCAGGCCAAUGGGACCCACGUCCUCCAAGGCUCGGACCCCAACCAUUCCCUCACAAGCCUCGAACGGUCUCCGGAAGAACACCAGGCAUCCUUUUGCCCAACGCCGGUCGACUCUCCCAACAACAGUAUUGACACCCCUCUGGACACCACUGGAGACAUCACUGCGGAAGAAGUGAAGGACUUCUUGGCGCCCUUGGAGGAAACAGAGCGAAAUCUGAGGAACCUAAGUGACGACGAGGCGCGUUCCCCGGGGAUCCUAAUUAAAUGAGAGAGGGUGAAACCAUGGUGAGACUGUUGGAGGAUUUGGAAGCCACUUGAACAAGACGACUUCGCUUUGCAACGGACCGUUCGCCGUACCUCUCCGCCUCCUUCCGGAGACUUUCCUUUUGCAGUUUGUUUUUACGCAAGGAGUUAAUACCAUGAACGCCUGGAAGCGGACAGGUGGGAUACCUUGAAUCUCAGACUCUCUCAUUCUCGGUCCUUCUCCGAGUCUGCCUCUCUCUACGUCUCUUUUUUUAAGGUUGAAAACGCAAGAGUGCCAUCCAUCUACAGAAAGGACCAAGUUGUGUCUUCUCUUCCAUUGCACAAAAAACAAAACCCCACAACACUAAAACUCUUAAACUUCCUCCUUUUUUAAAAAAUAAAGAAAAAGACGAAAGAAAGAACAAAUGAACACAAGACACAAAAUCAUGCGCGGGGAGGAGAUGUCAUUUGGAGAUCCCUGCAAGACCGAAUCUGCAGCAUCCCUUGAAGCGAAGUGUUGGCGCCGACCUUUCCUUGUAGGGAGCCGGCUUUUUAUAUAGACAGUAUUUGGACGACUGUUUUCGGAUCCUGAAAACCUUUCUCUUCUCGUACGAAAUGGGCUCUUUUUGCGGGGAUGUUUACAUAUAUAUUUGCAGAGUCUCCCUCCUGCCUUUGGGUUGGAACCACCUUCUUCUGCCAACUUCCAGGAAGAGAAUCGGUGCCCAUCCGGGGAGCAAAGACCACCUCCUUAUGAGCCACCUUUUGGGGGGGGAACGCUUUUGUGACCUUUUCUAACACUUAUUGGGACGAUUUCUUUUCUCUAUUUGGAUUAUUUGCUCUUUGGUUUUGAAGGAUUCCUCGUUGAAGUCUUGGGUUUUUGGUGCCAGCGGAUGUGUGUCCUUUGGUUUCUCCCCAUCGGGCAUAUUUUGUGGAAGACCACACCGUGGAUCCAUGAGAAAACCUAUCAUUGUGGACAUUUUUUUUCCCAUCAUGUGGCUGAUGUGGUUAUGAUGCACAAAGUUUGGUGUCAAGAAAUGUCAGAAUUGAUGUUCUUUUUCUCCUUUCCCCCCCCUUUUCUGACUUCUGUUGGUGUGAAUUUUCAGGAUAGGAAGGAAGUGUUUCUGUUGGGGAGAAUCUGUAGCUUUUUAGGUAUGUUUCUCCACUUUGACUGUUUUGAGGAAUUCACCUGCUUUGGAGAAGUCUCCAAUUGUAUCUCAACUGUGGGAAAAGGUACAGAUCUCUGCUGGAUUGCAACACUCAUCAUCCCCAGGUCAGAACAGCCAACACUGGGGAGUUAAUAAUAACUUUAGGGAAGUUGCAUGAUUUCUACCCGAACCGUAGCUGCAUGUGAGUGAGGGUUUAUUGAACACCGCACAAAUUUUGUUCAACCACAAGUCCCAUCCUCCCUCACCGUUGGCUGCCCUGGUUGGGUCUGAUGGGUUUUGCAGUCUAGUUACAUCAGCAGAGCACAAAAGCUUGGAUUUGUUAAGAGAGCUGUGUGUAUUACAACAAAAGGGCCUUUCACACUUGCAGAGUUAUAGUGCUACGAUUCCACUUGAGCUGCUAUGGCAACAUGCAAUGGCAUCCUGGGAUUUAGAGUAGGAGGGCAAGUACAGCCAGGAAGCUCUAGUGCCACCACAAACAAUGUAUCCCAGGAUUCCACAGGAUGCAACCAUGGCAAUUCAAGUGCAAACAUAGUGCCACAAUUGCGUAGUGUGAAAAAUCGACCUUCCUUCCUUCCUAAAAUUUUGGUUUGAAAGUAGUGCAUGCUUGCUGGGAGAAAGGGGGGCCAUGACAACUUUGGGUUGUAACUGUCCACAAUUCAAAAGACCAAUAAGUGGACAUAUUGUCCCAGCUCCUUGGGGUUGCAUUCCUUGCUUUGUGUGGUCUUCUUCACAAAAGUUGUCAAGCCACAAGAUGUAGGGGCAAUAGCAUCACAGGUCUUUGGGAAGUCCUCAAACUUUGCACCAGGGGUGAGAAUCAUGUAGCUUGGUUGAGGGUGUUGGACUGCAGUCUCCAGCAGCCCCCAGCCAGUAAUAGGGGGGGUGAUAGGAGUUGCAGUUCCAGCAAUAUUGGGAGGCCUGUGCCAUUCCCAUCUCUGUAACUGAGAUGAAACAUGUCACCUUAUGCUCACAUGUGUGCCAGCGAAUUCUCCAAAGCCCCCGCACACCAUCUUUUUGAGGUUAAAGGAAUUGAAACUCUCUAGUGUUUUUGGGGCCUUCUGGGAUUAUCCUGGACUCCUCCUGUAUUUAAUAGCUUUCCCCAUCUCCGGGUGUUGCUCCUGGCAGAAAAGACUCCACCUUGGACACAACUCCCAUUUUCCACCCAAAUUUUGUCUUGCUCAGUGUUCAGAGGAGUUGGAUGGGGGAUUCUGGGCAUUGCAGUCCAGAGAAAAGCCACUUCUCUGAGCCAUGAUCUUAGAUAUGUAGGAUCUAAGUAUUCUUUGCAGAGGCCUUCACCUAGAAUUUAAUCUAGAACUUGAAAAGUGCCACCUAUAAAUUAAUCUAGAUCUUGCAACUUGGCCAUUCGUCUCCGUUCCACAUUGACCUCUGAAAAUGGGGGACCAAAUCCCAACUCUAUAAACAUGCCCCAAAUUCCUGCCUUUUACUCCUCCCCUUGAAAACCAGAAACCUAUCUUUUGUUCUUUGCAUUCACAUUCCUUCUAUUACAAUACUACGAAGCUGGCCGCUCUGGACCUUUCCGGAGCCCAUCCUGUGCCAAAAAAGAGAGAGGCUGGGACAGUGACUUCUUACUACACUACAACUCCCAACAUCUUCCAUGCUGGCUAGGGAUUUAUAUUCCAAAAUCCUUCCAUCCUGGAAAAAAGUAACCGGGGGGAGGACCUGGCAAUGCUUGCAUGCAACUGUGCCUCCUGGGGGUGCAUCUACAUGACCCAAUUACGGCACUUCGAUACCACUUUUAACCAUCAUGGUUCUAUCCUGUGGAAUUCUGGGAUUUGUAGUUUCAUGAUAUUUGGGAUUCUUAGCCACAGAAUUCUUCUAGUGCUGCAUAAGAAACACCAGAGUCUUGUGAAACUGCAAAUCUGAAAAUAGCAGAAGGAUGGAACCAUGGCACUUAAAAGUGUUAUCGAACCGUUGCAGUUGCGCAGUGUGGAUACGCGCCCCUUGGCGUCUGCGCCAUCAUUUUGCUGCUGUUUUAAAGCAGGUUGGUCAUUGUUAUAUUUUUAUUCGCAUGGCCGACAUCAUCUUCUUGUGCCAAGGAAAGGUUGGCCAAAGGCUUUGGUCGGGGGGACAAACUAAAGUUAUAUUUCUCAUGCAGUAGUAGUACCAAUCCUGGGCUCAGCUUAGACUAGACCCAGUUUUAGAUAGCCUUUUGCGCUAUAUUGGUUGGCCCAUUCCUCCUUCUUAGUUGGCAAAGGAAUAACCCCCCAUGUCCCCACGAUAUGCCCAAAUUUUGCCCCCAUCCCACCCCAAUGAUGAAUUAGUGAGAAAUAAGAAUAAUCUGGUACGGUUGGAUUUCAUGUCCCUCUGUUUGUGUGUAUGUGUGCGCAUGUGUGUAAAAGGAUGAAUGUCUGGUGCGUGGCUGGAGAGGGGUAAGGAAUUCAUUGCUGAAAUGUGCCAUUGUGUGUCUUAAUUUUUUGUUUCUCUCUCAUUUGGAUGGGAUUAAUUGUGGAGGGGAGGGAAGGGAUUAGAGUCCUUGGUAGAAAGUACCCUCCGUUGGGAACGUUUCUUUUGUUUUUUGGGUCCAGAUAAUGGAUUUAGCAUUGUUUAGUUAUUAAUACAGGUUUCUAAUAAAGGAAAAAAACAAAAAACAAAUAAAAGCAUUUAAUAUCUUUAA